Messenger RNA from Colletotrichum gloeosporioides, 2298 nucleotides. RefSeq lists its product as uncharacterized. NCBI's taxonomy places the organism in Eukaryota, Fungi, Ascomycota, Sordariomycetes, Glomerellales, Glomerellaceae. The transcript has 6 exons. The coding region runs from base 1 to 2298 and encodes 765 amino acids. Gene Ontology annotation, molecular function: ATP hydrolysis activity; ATP binding. The record is from RefSeq and is a predicted model, not a curated record.
AUGUCGACCGCAGGCAGCACUACCGACACUGCGAAGGAGGCAAUGGAGGUUAAAACUCCUCAGUCAGCCAUUGGCUUCAAGGAAGAAACAACAGUUCAUAAUGCUUCCACGCAAAAGAAGGAGAUCAAUGACAAGCCCGACAAUGUGGACGGCGUUGUUCAAGAUUCCACGGCAAAGAUGGAAGCGCCUUUGAAACCGAGAAUCGGUUAUCGCGUGGAAUACCGUAAUCGCUGGACGAAUCAACUUAUCGCAGAGGAAGUCCAAGAAGAAGGCAAACGCACCGAAAUUCAUCAAUCUGAUGGACCUAUUUUUGAAGUUGUGACUUCGUUCAAAGUCGUUACCGAAACGAUGGAAGCAAAAACAGACUUCGCCAUCAACUCUCAGUCACUUGCCAGCUAUGCGAUUCGAAUCCACUCAAUAGCGCUCAUCAACGCCAUUCAGUCAGUCGUUCGAUAUUAUCCUGGCCAAGACCUGUCUGGUGAAUACCUCACCAUCCAAAAACCAUACCCUAUCCUGGUCCAUCACUACGAACAGCUACAAGAGUUUCGUAGCAAAUGUCUAUCAAUGCCAGCGGAUGAACUCUGCUUACGGGAAAAAGAUGCCGCUGAACAUCUGAGCGUUCUUUUUGAAUACUUGGAGAAUGAAGUCAUGGAGGAUGUCCGAGAAGAGCAAGAACGAAACAAAAGGGGCUGCUGUCUAUUUGAUUGGAUGUGGGUACGCUUCAAGCCUGGACGUAUCAUGCUCGAAAAGUUUGACUGGGAGUCUGGCUGGCAAGCCUCCGUGAUACACUCUGUGCGAGGUGGAGUGCUUGCAAAUCCAUCAACGUGGUGGAGAGUCGAGAAUUGGAAGCUCGAAUUUGAUGGAAAUGAUAUAGUACGAGUUAUGAAUGGGGCUACGCAUUUUCAACAACACGACGGUGAGAGAAAUUACGAAAGACGUCCAGGUGGAGGGGGGACUAUCGUGCUGGAAGGCGACGAUUGCUUCGACAAUGAGGAGGCUCGAGAGCUCAUUGCGAACGGGAAGAGGUACAUGAAUAUGCUGGAGCCUAAGUGUUUCCAGCACAAUGGGAGAAGCGUCAACUUUCCGCCAAUUGAGAUCGAUGGCUUGGCUAUGGUAGACAUGAAAACGUAUCAUCAAAUAAGGCCUGACAGAGUCCCGGAGGAGAUGAGUGAGGAUGACAUCAGAGACUGGGCCAGUGGAUGCUCUUGUGUGGUGUGUCAUUACAGACAGAGAGAUGAAAGCCUCCCAAAAACCAAGCAGCCGGAAUUUCUGGACUAUGGCGGCGCACCCCAAAGCACUGGCUGGAGAGACAAGGAGAUCAUGCUUCUUCCUUCAAAGGUCGCAUCUUACGUGUUCAGAACUCGUACUUGGGAGGAUAUUUACAUUCGCAAUCUGUCGGAGCCUCGGUUUGAGGAGAAUAUGAUUAAACAUCUGAUCAUGAGUGACAGUCGUUUGAUGACUCUCAAAGCUCUCGCGAAGAGCUUUGCGAGAACUACUCAACAUGGAGAAGCUAUGAAGGAGGAUCGAUGGAGCGCAGACUUUGUUCGUGGAAAAGGAAAUGGGUUGAUCCUUCUUUUGCAUGGCAAGCCAGGUGUUGGAAAAACCUGCACGGCGGAAUGUAUUGCUGAGUUCACUCGUCGUCCUCUAAUGAUUUUGACGAGCAGCGACAUUGGUACUGAACCUCGGGACGUCGAGGCAAAUUUGACCGAAAACUUCAAAAGAGCUAUGAGCUGGGGUGCUGUUCUUCUUAUUGACGAGGCCGAUAUUUUCAUGGAGCGCCGUACGACGUCAGACUUGACUCGGAACAGCUUGGUGGCCGGGUUUCUGAGGGCUCUUGAGUUCUAUGACGGCAUACUCUUUUUGACCACAAACAGGGUAGGAUCGUUUGACGAUGCAUUUAUCUCCCGCAUCCACAUCCAGCUGUAUUACCCUGACUUCAGUGACGACGAGCGCCAAAAGAUCUGGAAGAACUUUAUCGACAAGCUCGCCCGAGAGAGGGGCGAAACGAUACGCCUGACCAUCGACGCCAAGGAAUACAUUGAGUCAAUGAGGAAACAGGGUCUUAAUUGGAACGGUAGAGAGAUAAGAAAUGCCUUUCAGACGGCUGUAGCCCUUGCGGAGUAUGAAGCGGACAAGGAUAGUGAAGGGAGAAUCAUGGUGAAAGAUGAUCAUCUCAGAGCAGUUGUCGACCUUUCGAAGGAUUUCAAGCAUUAUCUCAACGAUCUCCAUAAAAGGGAUGAGGGGAAGAGAGCGGAGCAGAGAUCUGAGAGACUGGACAGUUUUGAAGGCUCUAAGUAG